This is a messenger RNA of Striga hermonthica, 396 nucleotides long. Lineage: Eukaryota; Viridiplantae; Streptophyta; Magnoliopsida; Lamiales; Orobanchaceae. The record is from the annotation of a GenBank genome assembly.
AUGGUGUUGGACUUGCACCUCAACAGCUUAAGAAAUGCCAGUGUGAGGACAAUGUGGGAAGAUGAUGAAGUUGUUACCGAGGGAGAGAGCAAAACAUAUGUGAAGACCAGAGCCUCGGAGGGCCCAGUUUCUUGUACAGAGCGUGCAAUUACUGUGGCUGAAAUCGAGCCGGUUAUCAAGGACUUCGCCAGUGGAUGGAAAGCGGCUAUAGAGCAGACGAACAAUGACGUCAUAACUUCCUUUAGCAACAUCCUGUGUGGUAUGGAAAUCCUGAGGGCUGCAUUGACUCACCUAUUGCUUUGUUAUACGAGGCUUUCGGAUUGCAUGAAGAGAAUUGGAGGUGGGUCUGGGUUGAACAAGAUGUAUGAAAUUAAAAAGUACUCGAGGACUUUAUGA